GUUCUGUGGUUUAUUUUUUGUCUUUUAGCUUCGAAUGUAAAUAUGGCUCCAAAAAGAACUACAAAAUCUACGAAAUUAUUAAACUCAACAAAUUACAGUACGCUAGUGUUAAAUGAUGUUCUUUGUCCAAUAUGUAGGAGUAUAUUGAUAGAACCAGUGUCUCUUCCUUGUAACCACGACUUUUGUUUAGUUUGCUUCGAAAAUACUAUGGAAAAUGCAAAUUUAGUUUGUCCUCUCUGCAGGAUGAGAGUUGGAUCGUGGUUAAGAAAAACCAAAAAAGAAAAUAGUCUAAUCAAUACAGAACUCUGGAAGUAUAUUCGAGAUAAAUUUCCUAAACAUGUUAAUAACAAGUUGAAUGGUAUAGAUGAAAACAUAAUUGAAGAACAAAGAGAUAUCGUCGUAGCGUAUCCCGGAGAAAUAAGAAAAGAGUAUGAAAUGCAAAAACAAAAGGAAGAUGAAGAACAAAGAAAAAAACGUGAAGCCGAAAUCAAAGCCAGUGAAGAAUUGAUAAAGAAACUAAAAGCAGAGGAGGAUUCAAGGAGAGUUAUGUUGGAGGAAAAAAUGAGAUUGGACGAAGCCAUAGCUAAAAAAUUGGCAGAAGAACUUGCGCCUAAACCCGAAUCUACCCCAAAAAUAAAACAUACUCCCAACAAACUAGGUCCAAUGGAUAAAUUUUUACAAAAAGAUAAUGGGAAUCUUUCUUCAAAUCAUAACAACUUUGUUAAUAAGGAGUAUACUUGCAGAGUCUUGUGUUUAGAUAAUAAUACAAAACAAACCAAUAUUCAACAUUUCUCGCCCAAAAUCCAUAAAAAAAUUCAACAAAUACAAAAAAUCGUCGACUUGGAUUUGUCUAGUGAUAGUAGUGAUUGCAUAGAAUCUGAAAUGAGAUAUUUUAAACCCAUAGAUCAUAGACUUAACCCUCCAACACAGAAGAUUUCUCCUAUUAAAAUAACUCCUAAAAAAAUCAAAAGUGAUACAAACACAAGGAUAGUAUCUCCUAGCGGCACCAUCAACUUCAAUUCAAACAUUCUCGAAUCCGCAUUUGCUAGAUUUUCUCUUGAUCUCAAAGAAUCCUCAGAUACUCCAGCCUCAAUUGAACUCACAUUAACUCCACUUACCUCUAAACGCCCCUCAUUAAAACGAUCUUUAUACACAGUUAAUACCGAUUGUGCAUCAACAGAAAAAAAAUUCAAGCCCAACUCGAGUGUUUCUCCAACAUUAGAUUGUGAUAUAUCUCCGGUGUUUCGUAAAAAAUUAUUUGGAGAAACUAAAAAAUCGGUAACGAGCGUUGAAAAUCCAUUUUAUGGAUUUGGUAAAGGGGACGAAAAAGAAUCAAAAGUCGACGUUCGAAAGAAUGGUUAUUCGUUUUCAGAUAAGUUGAAAGAAGAACAAGAAAAAGCCGAUUUGGAGUUUGCUAAAAGGCUUCAGGAAGAAUUCGACAAGGGGCGUUAUACGAGGAGUUCUAGAAGUAUGCAUAUUUCCAAGAGGCAAAGCACUCUUGAUAAAAUGAUCAAGAGUACCUACAGGAUUAAAUGAAAUUUUUACUAAAUUUUUCAGGUAAGUUAAUUUACUUUAUAUUAUAUAAAUACAAUUUUCAUGAUAUUAACAAUGAUUUUUAAAUUUAUUAAUUAGAUAUACACUAAUACAUACUUUUCUUUUUUGUAUUACGAUUCAAAUAAAAAAUUCCAAAUUAUAUGUGAAUAGUUGACAAUUUUUAAUCUUUUUAUACUUUUCUCUCGCGCAUAAUUUUUUGAAUGACUUACUAAAUUACAAAACAAACUUGUGAGGUUAUGUUUAUGGAAAUGUAAAACUCCCCCACAUAAUGACAAUCAAGUAACCUAGGAGUACUUUAUACAUAGAGAAGCUUCAUUCUAAUUUCGAGGUUAUGUGUUUGUUUUAUUUCGGUGUUUUUUUUGUGAUUCUUUGUGUAGUUCAGUGAUUCUUCAAUACCUAACCUUUAUUUAUUGACGAAAUUUUACAAGUAUGUUGUUAUACUAUAAGUAGUUGAAAAACAAUCUAAAAUUUAUCCGUUUUACAUAGCUCGAGUAGAUAAAAAUUACGUAAAAUUGAAUGAAACUGUUAUUGUUGCUAAAUUAUCUUGAUUAUAGGUCUACUUGAUAUAAUUUUCUUAUCUUAUCUGUCAAACAAUUAGAAUAAACACGAAUAUAACCUAGAAAUACCAAUAUUGGUUAGUUGAUUAUCAUUGCUCCCACAAUAGGAUGAAAUUGUUUUAUUUAAAUUAAAUACCUGACUAAUUGCGAUGAUUUUGUACAUUUAUUUUUCAAAUAAUUAUUUUAAUCAAUGUUAGAAUUUAAUGAUAAUCUGACUUUAUUUUUCUUACUGUCAUUCUUAUUGAUAAUACAGUGUGUCCAAUUAAGAACGUAGAAUCGAUAUUAUUGUUAGGAGAUUUUUUGUUUCCGUGUACACUGUUUUUACCCAAUUUUAAGUAAAUACACUUUAAAAUAUUUGUUUAUAUAUUGUAAUAAUUUGGUGAAUACUUUAUUUUACUCUACUUUUUUGGAUACUAAGUGUACAAUUUAUAUUAAGACUAUCUGAAUAUUUCUUGUGCCUAUGAUGUAUUUUUUAUUUUUAAUACGCUGAAAUUGUGUGAAAAUAACAAGAUUUUUGUUAUACCACUUUUAAAACUGAGUUAUGGUAUUAUUUUCCAUAUAAUUAUUCAUGUAAAUUCGUUUAUUUUCAUGAUACGGUUCAAGUAGAUUUACAUUACGAUUUACAAACAUAACUCACAUUAGGAGUAGGUAUAUCUGAUAUUAUAUAUAUUUCUAGCACCUCGCCAUAGCUAAUUAUUCGAAAAAUAUCGAUUGUACAUUUAUUUUUUCAUGUUUUUUAAUCAGAUUAAGUCAAAAAAAAAAUACAGUGUGAGUAAAAAAGUAGGGAGAUGUGGAUAUAGGUACAAAUUUUUAUUUUAUCAUUAAUAAUUACUUUCAACAGGACCGGCUCAAAUAAAAUUAAUUUAUACUAGAAAUGUAUCAAUAACAUUAUUUUUUAUCGUGUACAGGAUUAUUUAUUAUUGAUAAUCCAUCGAUUUUAUUGUUGUAUACAAACACAAAAAAGAAUAUUUAUCGAAAUAUUUUAUUGCCCACUAAUUUAAUUGUUUUUUUUUUCGUAAGAGGGAUUUAAAAUUAUUUUUCACGUCUCCUCUUCUCAUAUUAACCAUUGAUUUGUUUUAAAGUCAAUUUCAAGUCAUUUGUUAAAUAAUGCAAAAGAGUAUUAUGUAUUAAAAAAUAUAUAUUAUAAUUAAGCUUUGUUCAUAUUAGAAGAAGUCACAUUGAUGUAACUUGAUAUAUCGCUGUGAUAUGACAGCUGUUGUUUUAUUUUUUAUUAAAAAAUUAUGAAAGUU
Molecule: messenger RNA, 3361 nt
Organism: Diorhabda carinulata
Lineage: Eukaryota; Metazoa; Arthropoda; Insecta; Coleoptera; Chrysomelidae
Product: E3 ubiquitin-protein ligase RNF169-like
Exons: 3
Coding region: 43-1536 (497 amino acids)
Biological process (GO): double-strand break repair
Cellular component (GO): nucleus; site of double-strand break
Molecular function (GO): metal ion binding; nucleosome binding; ubiquitin-protein transferase activity
Source: RefSeq, a predicted model, not a curated record